AUGAAUCAACUCAUUUUCUUGAAUGAAAAUGAUCUUCUUUUUGAUGGUGCCAUCGGUACUGACAGGAAGCAAGGAUUAUACAAAGCUAACUUUAACGCAAAUGCAAUUAAAUCAAUCAAGGAAGUAGACACCCUUUCAUCAAUUCUUACAAAAAAUUUAUUCAUUGGAGCAAACAGUGAAGGAUUGUUAAGUGUCGACAAAAGUUACAAUGUUAAAGAAAAUUUUGAAAGGAAAGGAGACAAAGUAUAUUUCCCUCUUACAUUUUCCAAAGAUUAUGAAGGAGAUGUCAACGUCCUUUACCAAAAUGGAGAGGUCUUAUCUAUUGGAAAAUUGGAUCCAUUAGCAUUGAAUAUUACUUGGGUAAAAAACCUUACUUAUCAAUCCGAUUCAAUGGUUCAAGGAACAUCCCUUACGUUUUAUUUUGAUGGCCUCAAAACUAUUGUCACCUCAGAUGAUGGAAAGUACUCAAAUUUAUUCGAUGGCAAACCAUCUUACCAAACUACUGUUAUGGGAAAAAAUAUUAUUGGAAACAAAAAGUCUCUCUACAUACAUUUGAAUGACAAGCUCCAAAAAAUCAAUGACGCAGUAAUGAGCUUGUUUAUUAAUGAUGGAUUAGGAUUUUAUAUCAAGGAUGGAAAUAUUAUCUCAUUUGCAGUUGUUAGAGAUACUUUUAAUGAAGUUGAUACUAUCUACACUGGAGGAGAUGCUCAAAAUAUUUUAACUUUCAAUAAUGGUAAUUUGGUAUUCAAAACUUGUACAACUCUCGGCGGUAUCUGUUCUGUCAAAAGAAUGGAUGGAAAAGAAAAAGUUUUUACCCUAAUUGAGGACACUGAUAAUGACGAUAAAGGCAAUUGGGAUUAUAUGCUCUUACCAUUGAAGUAUAAAGAUUUUGAGUUUGCAAUUUUGGUACAUGCCGACAGCAGUAAUCCCAUGUUACUGAAAUUUGCACUCAAGCCUCCUGUCAGUUGCCAUGGUUUUAAAAACACAGACUCUGAUGUGUGUAGUGGUAAUGGAGAGUGUGUUGCAGAGAAUAUUUGCAAAUGUAAAGGUAAUUUUGAUGGAGAAAAAUGUGAGAAAUGCACUGCCAAAUUUGAAGGAAAGUAUUGCAGUGACCUAAAGAGUAAGUGGCUAAAAUUAAUUUCACCAAUUUAUCAUAAUCACGGAAUAGUUCACAAAUGUUAUGGAUUACCAGCUAAUUCAUCAAGUGUUUGUGGAGGUGUAAAGAGGGGAGAAUGUUUGUCAGAAAAUACUUGUAAAUGUAAGGCUGAAUAUUUUGGAAAUGAAUGCGAACAUACAUAUUGCUUUGGAGUUCCUUCAAUUUCAACAACUGGCAAGGUUUGUGGAGGUAAAGGUGCAUGCGUAGAUUACAAUGAAAAAAAAAUGAUUCCUCAAACACCUGCUGACUCAAAGAUUAACCACGUCAAUGUUGUUAAAGAAGAGAGAAUCAAGAGACAAUUUCUUGAUAAAAUUGUCAAGGAUUUUGGAACUUCUUCAAAGCAGAAUCAGUCUAACAAGUUUGUGAAAGAAGCCUUUGACAAUUAUGAAAAGAUUUAUGAAAAGAUUGAAAAAGGACCUGAAAUUUCAAUAGGUUUAUUAUCAGAACCUGGAUUUGGUAAAACAAGCACAUUGAAUAUGAUACUAUCUGGAAAAGAUGAUUAUCCAAUGAAGGCAUCUUCUAAAUUUGGUUCAGGUGAAACUUUGUUUUGUACUGAGAUUAAAUAUUCUGAUAAAUUACGUCUAUUAAAGGUUUAUUGCUCACCUAAGAAGUACGUAGAUAGAAUUAUUCGUCUCUCAAAGAAGAAUGAAGAUAAUACGAUAAUUGCUGAUUUACUCUCUAGUGAUCGUAAUGAAGAUCAAUUGCUUGAUGAUUAUCAAGAUGUUGCUGCUGAUGAGAGUCCAUCAUUGGGUUCUAAUGAAGAAAGUUCAGAUGAUGAUGAUUACAAUGAUGAACAAGAAGAAUGUAUUCUACCUAGAAAAGCAGAAUCCAAUCCAGUUUCUAAUUGUGGUCUCGAUCAAAGUGAACUCAAGACAUGUUAUGCUGAACUUUUAAAAUUUGAACAAGAAGGAGAUUUACAAAUUGAAUUUCAAGUUUCAGAUGACAAAGCUGUAAUGUCAGUCUUUGAGAAGGAAAGACUUCAAUCAAAGGAAAGACUCUUGAUGGUUGACAAAUUUGUUCUCUGUUAUAAUAGUGAAAUCUUGAAAAGUAGAUAUGGUAAAGUGGCAAUAUGGGACAUUCCUGGUUAUGGUGAACAGAAUAAUAGUGAAAUUCUUUCCAUGUUAAUUGAAGAGGUUAUUUCUAAUUGUAAUGUCAUUCUUAAGGGUUUAGAAAGUGUAAGACAAAUUGUUGGUGUUGAUUGUGUCCCUGAUUUAUGGACCUACAAGGGAUUGAGAUAUGCUUUACAAAUUGCAACUCUUUACAAAUCUCAAUUUCCAAUCAAGGCAGCAGUAGAUGCAAGAGCAGCAAUUAAAACCAUUCUCAAGGAAACUUACUUUGAAUUAUCAACAUGUGUCAAGACAUUGAUGAAAAGUAUUAAAAGAACUGAAAAGAAAUGUAGAAAUAUUGAACAGAGACAGAGUGAAGAACCCAUUGAAACAUUUUCACCUCACGAAACCUUAGAUUGUAAUAUUCAAAGUCAAUUAAUUGAAUAUGAUAAUUGGAUUGAGUUUACAACUUAUUUCUAUGAAAGAAACAGAAAAAUUAGAUAUAGAAUUGACAUGUACAAGAAUCAAAUGUUUGAAUUUAUUGAAAAGAAGAUUGAUUCAUUAAUGGCAAAACAAAAGAAGGAUUUAGCAACUAAGGAAGAAGAAAUGAAUACUUUUAAGGGAGAAUUAGUUGAAAUUGUUGAUGAUAUUUUCCACUCUAUGAAUUUUGUUUCACCAAAUGAACGCAUUGAAGAUUAUGGAAGUUUUGAUAUAUUUUACUCAAUUUUGAAUUCAAUGAAAGAGUAUUUGAGUAAUUGUGCAGAUGAACUCUUACAUAUUAGAGGUCAAUUAGAAUCUGAAGAAUAUCUCAAAUUAGCAAUUGAGAAAUUCAAGUUAAUUGAUGAUAUGAGAGUGCUUUUGAAAAAGGAAAAAACUAAACCUCUUAAAGCCGAACAUUUAGGUCUUUCAAAUCGUUAUCCAUCACCUGCAUGUAAAUCAGGAAAGGGUUGUAUGAUUAUUCCUGAUAAGGAAUAUAACACCAUUAGAGAGCUUAAAAGAGCAAAAGUUCUUUCACCCAGUGAAAAAUUUGGUAAUGUUCAAAAAUUACCAAAAAGUAGCAUUAGUUUGACAAGAGUUGAAAAGGAAAGUAUUGAUGCAGGUUUAUCUGAAGAACAAAAGAAAUUAUAUCAAAAAGGUCAACUGGUCCUCAUGGAAAUUGAUAGAAAUGAAAAACAAGUUCUUGUUUCCUAUGAAAAGGAAUUGAAGGAAACUAAACUGGCAAAAUUUAAAUCCUUGCUCUCCACUGAUGCCUUAAUUGGAACUAUGGGUGGUAAUAAGAGUCAUAGUCGACAACGAAUUGCUCCAAUUUUCAUUACAACUCUUCCAGAAUAUUUUGAAGAAACAUCUCCAAACUUUUUAGAGAGACAUGUUCAUGAUUGUUGUAUUAAACAUUCCAAAAAUGGAAGUCAAGAUUAUUUAAUUUUCAUCAUGGUUGAAAAUGCAUUUUUGGAAAAGGCUCGUUCAUUCCUAAAUGAAGCCAUGAAUGAGGUAGAAAAGGCACCUAACUAUGUAUUUGUCAGUAUUGAUACUGAAAUAUUUAUCAAUAUUGGAAAGAAGAAGAAACUUUGUAUGUUAUUGGCAGAACAUUUCGAAUUGGAAAUUUAUCAUGUCAUGGAAGAUAAUUUCAUUCAUGCUGAAGAGUAUAAGAAACCUAUUUUUGUUCGACACAAUAACGCAUUGGCAAGAUAUCUCAUAUUUGCAGAGGCCAUCAUUUACUUUGAAUUACAUUCAAGUUAUGAUUAUCAACAAAAAGAAGAAGUAAUUAAGGAAUUUCUAACCUAUGUCACGGAAGAAAAUCCAUUGAUAAGAUCACAUUAUACUUGUGGUAAAAUAGGUGAUAGUGAUCGAUUGAGAAUGUUUAAAACCUUUGAAGAAUUCAGAAAAAAGUGCAUUGAAGAUCCAAGAGAAUUGUGGACUAUUCUUGAGGAGACCAAGGCACAUCUAACAAAGGAAGGUAAACAAAUUCUUUCAAAGUAUAAGAAGCUAUAUAAUGAAAAGUUUGAUAAGAGAAAUCAUGUAGGUCAUGUCUCAUUGUGGAAUGUUAGAACUGCUCAAUCAAAAUUCCUUAGUAAUGAAGUUGACAAAUUACAAAAAACAACUCAUUUUGUUUCAUCUGCAAGAGGUAAUAUCAGUACAUUCUAUGGUCCUAAUAUGAUUGGAAUUCAUCCAGUCUCAGAUAUGGUUCUAUUCGAUGGUAUUUCAUCAAAGGAUGUUGUUAAGAAAGAUCAUGAAUCAUUCAAGGAAGGAAACAAUUCCUCAGAUGAAUACUUUAUCAGACAAAUGUUAUUAUAUGGUAUUGGUGGAUUCCAAAUCUAUGCUUUCAAAUAUAGUGGAGGUUUAAGAAAGAAUGCAAAUAGACAAUUUCCACAUAAAAAAUUGACAGAUAAGAAGGUUAAAUCUCCUACUCAAAAAUCACCACAAGUUAAGGGAAAUAAGAAACAACAAGCAUCAAGUUCUUCAUCCUCAUCACCUAUUGUAAAGUUAGAGUUGAAUAAGUUACCAGUGAAAAAAGAAAAGAAGGUAAAAGAAAUUAUUGAAAACACCCCUACAUCAAAUCCUACAUCAAAUAGAAAGAAAGCAACAAGUUCAUCAAUUUCUAAUAUUGAAAAGAAUGUUCAAUCUGUUAAAAGUGGACAAGCAAGUUCAAGCUCUUCAACAGCUCCAAAACAUACCAAUCAAAACAGGGCUGCAAGUUCUUCAUCAUCUCCAUCGACUAAUACUGCCAACAGAAAGAGAAAGGAAUCUGAUAAGAGUAUUGAUCCACCAAAAAAGUUAACAAAGAGAUAA
Naegleria gruberi is the source of this 4989-nucleotide messenger RNA. RefSeq lists its product as uncharacterized. The transcript has 3 exons. The record is from RefSeq and is a predicted model, not a curated record. Bases 1 to 4989 code for a protein of 1662 amino acids. NCBI's taxonomy places the organism in Eukaryota, Heterolobosea, Eutetramitea, Acrasida, Naegleriidae.